GCGACUACUACACCUGGAGGGCUGUGGUCCUUGGGAACAUCGUCAUCUUCAUCGACUAGCGAGACUACAGCAACACUGCGUCCUUGGAGUGUGGCACAACCAACGAGCCUCCUCGGAGCAGCAACACUGCGGAGUGCCGCAAAACUGCCUCUUUCGUCUGGAACGUCCUCAUCAACUAUGGAUAGGAUCAUGGAUAGGAUGUACUAGCUCAUUCUGAUAUUGAUGAUUUCUUCGAGUUUCUGACGUUGAUAAAGUGCGCUAGUUUCUGAUCAUGGUGAUGAAGUGUGCUCAUUUCUGAUGGUGAUAAAUGGCACUAGUUUCUGAUGGUGAUAAAAGGCACUUUUAGUUUCUCCUGAUGGUGAUAAAAUGCACUAGUUUCUUAUGCUGGUGAUAACUUUCCUCUAAGUCGGCAGCUUCGAAAGCGGCAAGGGAAACAAACAAGGCGGGCACGGGACCUCCGGAGAAGGUGCAUCCCUUUGUUCUAG
This is a messenger RNA of Amoebophrya sp. A25, 485 nucleotides long. NCBI's taxonomy places the organism in Eukaryota, Dinophyceae, Syndiniales, Amoebophryaceae. The record is from the annotation of a GenBank genome assembly.